Molecule: messenger RNA, 1081 nt
Organism: Grammomys surdaster
Lineage: Eukaryota; Metazoa; Chordata; Mammalia; Rodentia; Muridae
Gene: Abhd14a
Product: abhydrolase domain containing 14A
Exons: 5
Coding region: 187-915 (242 amino acids)
Cellular component (GO): cytoplasm
Source: RefSeq, a predicted model, not a curated record
GAACCUGAGCUAAAGCUGCUGCGUUGGAGACACGCAUCCUUGGCUGCUCCAGGUUAGGAAGAAGAGUGUGCUCUUUCUGAUUUUCCAUCAGCACUGGAGGAUCUGCUACAGCUCACUGCCUGACUUUGGAGCUAGGGAGUGAGGCCUCCAGAAGAGUACCACCGAGGCUGUGUAGUACAGAAAUUCAUGAGCCGGUACCAGGCAGCCCUGCUGGGUCUGGGCCUGCUGCUCAUGUUCCUACUUUAUGUGGGGUUGCCCGGCCCACCUGAGCGGACUUCACAACUCUGGAGAAGCCCUAAUGUCACAGUCCUGACCGGUGUUACCAAAGGCAACCCUCACAUCUUUUACCGGGAGGUGCUGCCCAUCCAGCAGGCACACAGGGCAGAAGUAGUGUUUCUUCAUGGAGAAGCAUUUAAUUCCCACACAUGGGAGCAGCUGGGCACACUGCAGCUACUGUCAAAGAGGGGCUACCGGGCUGUGGCCAUCGACCUUCCAGGUUUUGGGAAUUCAGCUCCUACAAAGGAGGUGAGCACAGAGGCAGGCCGAGUGGAGUUGCUGGAGAGAGUGCUCCGGGACCUACGGGUGCAGAAUACUGUGUUGGUGAGCCCCUCACUGAGUGGCAGCUAUGCACUACCCUUCUUGAUGCGAAGCCACCACCAGUUACAUGGAUUUGUGCCCAUCGCGCCCACCUCCACCCAGAAUUUUGCACGGGAACAAUUCGGGGCUGUGAAGACCCCAACUCUUAUCCUGUAUGGGGAACUGGACCACACCUUGGCUCGAAAGUCACUUCAGCAGCUCCGCCACCUGCCCAACCACUCCGUGGUGAAGCUGCACAAUGCAGGCCAUGCCUGCUACCUCCACAAGCCCGAAGCCUUCCACCUCGCCCUUCUUGCCUUCCUCGACCAUUUGUCUUGAAUUGACUCACUUCCCAGGACCAACCUCUCGAGUCUAGACCCUCUCUCUCCUCUUCCAGGGUGGCAGUCCCUGGCUGGGAUUGGGGGACAGAGGAUCAAGCCUAGCCAGGACUUUUGUAUUUCAUUUCACAGGCACAAUAAAGAAGAGCCUUUUUGUCUUGCCUGGA